AUGGUCCAAGGCCCCCUGUGGGUUUGUGGUGAUCCUGCCUUCUCCAGCUUACCUGUCUAUGUCUGGGUCCAUCAGCAAGGAGAUGGAUGGGAACUGGCGUGGGCUGGUGUGCGGCUGGUGCAGGAGCGGCUGCUCAUGAGCCUCUUGCCCCGGAAUGUCGCCAUGGAGAUGAAGGAAGACUUCCUGAAGCCCCCUGAGAGGAUUUUCCACAAGAUUUACAUCCAGAGGCAUGACAACGUGAGCAUCCUGUUUGCAGACAUCGUGGGCUUCACAGGUCUGGCAUCCCAGUGCACGGCCCAGGAGCUGGUGAAACUGCUCAACGAACUCUUCGGCAAGUUCGAUGAGUUAGCCACGAUAUUUCCAGGCUUGAUUCUCUCCGAUAUAAAACCAGCCAAGAGGAUGAAGUUCAAGACUGUCUGCUACCUGCUGGUGCAGCUCAUGCAUUGCCGGAAAAUGUUCAAAGCGGAGAUCCCCUUCUCCAACGUAAUGACCUGUGAGGAUGAUGACAAGCGGAGGGCGUUGAGGACAGCCUCGGAGAAGCUCAGAAACCGUUCGUCUUUCUCUACCAACGUGGUCUACACCACUCCGGGCACACGUGUCAACAGGUACAUUAGCCGUCUUCUUGAAGCCCGCCAGACAGAGCUGGAGAUGGCAGAUCUGAACUUCUUCACCCUGAAGUACAAACACGCUGAACGAGAGCAAAAAUACCACCAGCUUCAGGAUGAGUACUUCACCAGCGCCGUUGUCCUCGCCCUCAUCCUGGCCGCCUUAUUUGGGCUUGUCUACCUUCUGAUAAUUCCACAGAGUGUGGCUGUCCUGCUGCUGCUGGUGUUUUCUAUCUGCUUCUUGGUGGCCUGUAUCCUGUACCUGCACAUCACGCGGGUCCAGUGUUUUCCAGGGUGCCUGACGAUCCAGAUCCGCACUGUUUUGUGUGUAUUCAUAGUGGUCUUAAUCUACUCAGUAGCCCUAGGAUGCGUGGUGGGCUGCCUGCCCUGGGCCUGGAGUUCCCAGUCCAACAGCUCCCUAGUGGUCCUUGCAGCUGGCGGCCGGCGUACUGUGCUGCCUGCCCUGCCCUGUGAGUCUGCGCACCAUGCCCUGCUCUGCUGCCUGGUGGGCACCCUCCCACUAGCCAUAUUCCUGCGGGUGUCCUCCUUGCCAAAGAUGAUCCUGCUGUCCGGGCUGACAACAUCCUACAUCCUUGUUCUGGAGCUCAGUGGAUACACCAAGGUUGGGGGUGGUGCUCUCUCCGGGCGUAGCUAUGAGCCAAUCAUGGCUAUCUUGCUAUUCUCAUGCACACUGGCCCUGCAUGCCAGGCAAGUGGAUGUCAGGCUGCGGCUGGACUACCUCUGGGCAGCACAGGCAGAAGAGGAGCGCGAUGACAUGGAGAAAGUGAAGCUGGACAACAAGAGGAUCCUCUUCAACCUCCUGCCGGCCCACGUGGCGCAGCACUUUCUCAUGUCCAAUCCCCGGAAUAUGGACCUCUAUUACCAAUCCUACUCCCAGGUGGGCGUCAUGUUCGCCUCCAUCCCAAACUUCAAUGACUUCUACAUUGAGCUGGACGGCAACAAUAUGGGGGUCGAGUGCCUGCGGCUCCUCAACGAGAUUAUUGCCGACUUUGAUGAGCUCAUGGACAAGGACUUUUACAAGGACCUGGAGAAGAUCAAGACCAUUGGGAGCACCUAUAUGGCCGCCGUGGGGCUGGCGCCCACAGCAGGAACCAGAGCUAAGAAGUCCAUCUCUUCCCACCUGAGCACACUGGCAGACUUUGCCAUUGAUAUGUUUGACGUCCUGGAUGAAAUCAACUACCAGUCCUACAACGACUUUGUUCUCCGAGUUGGCAUCAACGUUGGCCCUGUGGUGGCUGGAGUGAUCGGCGCUCGCAGGCCCCAGUACGACAUCUGGGGGAACACAGUCAACGUGGCCAGUCGGAUGGACAGCACUGGGGUCCAGGGCAGAAUCCAGGUGACUGAGGAAGUCCACCGGUUGCUGAAGAGGUGCUCAUACCAGUUUGUGUGCAGAGGCAAAGUCAGCGUCAAGGGCAAGGGAGAGAUGCUCACGUACUUCCUAGAAGGCAGGACUGAAGGAAACAGUUCCCAUGGCAGGACCUUUCGCCUGGAGCGGAGAUUGUGUCCUUAUGGGAGAGGUGGAGGCCAGCCCAGACGGCCCCCACUGUGUCCUGCAGCUGGACCCCCGAUCAGACCGGGGCUUCCCCCAGCCCCCACUAGCCAGCACCUGCCGUCCACAGCAGCAGGGAAGGAAGCCUAGUGGAGCCCAUGGGCCACUGGAGAUGCAUGCAACGCAAGAGUGCUCCAGGGUGACACAAGCCACCGUGGCUCCAACCAAGACCAGCCAGAGGAGCAGUUGCCAAGCGACUUGGCUGAAGAAGAAGCAUCUUCUAGGUGUGGCUUGAGGCCAAUGGGAGAUGUGCCCAAGCCACCCACUUGGGGCAUACGGAGCCCUGUCUCUUCCUAGUGACCUGGUGAUGCCCGGCUAGUGUUGGCAUAUUGGGACCCUGGGAAUAUCUUCCACGGUCAUAGCAAAAACUAUGAAGGUCCAGAUGACAGAGGAGCCCACCAUGACCAAGCCUCAAGUCAACCUGGUUUAUGGGUGGCUCCAGCCCCUGAAAGCCCUGGUUUAUGGGUGGCUCCAGCCCUGGUGAGCCCUGGUUUAUGGGUGGCUCCAGCCCUGGUGAGCCCUGGUUUAUGGGUGGCUCCAGCCCUGGUGAGCCCUGGUUUAUGGGUGGCUCCAGCCCUCACAGGCCCUGGUUUAUGGGUGGCUCCAGCCCUCAUAGGCCCUGGUUUAUGGGUGGCUCCAGCCCUCGUUGGCCCUGGCUUAUGGGUAGUUCCAACCCUGGGUAGUAGUUUCGAGUACCAGACUGAGAAGUUGGCCCCGCUGGGCAGGGCCAUGACAGUUGAGCUAUUCAUACCACAGGCACAGCUUAGAGCUGGUCAGGUCUUGGACAGGACAGUACCGGAAGAAUUGAAAAGCCACCUCUUACUGCAUGAAGAGUAACGUUGCUGGCUUUCCUCAAGAGUAGGCUUUUGCUAACAGCCAGAGGCAGGUCUUCUGGAAUCCUCCGGGUCCCUACAGCCCCACUUCUAGCCUCCUGGCCUGUGCAUUCUCUUCCAACCCCACCUGCCUGCUGGAUUCUGACUCCCGUGACAGUGGGCCCUCCUCUUCCUGUGCCAUCGCUACGCAUUCAGAGAAGAGGGGUGUAUGCUGACUUGCCUUCUCUGUGGUGUCUUGGACACUGUGAGUGUAACAAGAAUCAAGCCUUCGUUUAUGCUAAGAGUGGUUGACCACCACGCUACCCACAAGCACUUUCUCUGCUGGAAGACAUCAUUUCUCUGGUAUAACCAUUCCUCUUCUUGGUGGCUUCAGAGUUGGCAGUGUGUGUUCCUGAGUCUUGGGUGUGGUGUCCCUGCUCCAGGGUGAAGGGAAAGAGUGUCCCUGUUGACACGGGGUGGGGUGGGGGUGGGGCUCUCCCAUCUCUGCUUCCCUAUGUCUGCAGCUGAGGUGAAAACCGCAAGUGUGGGGGACAGGAGCCUGGAAGAGCUGCUGGGAAGUGACGGGCCAGAAAUAGCUGGAUGAGAUCUGGAGAUACACAGCCUCACUCACAGGAAGGGAGGCAGCCUGCAAACAGAGCAGGUGGGCAUAGGCCCUACCUGCCAUGGCUGUGGAGGCCCAUCUUCUCAUGCUCCCCAAGGGCUUUCCCCCUUCCUAGGGUCCUGUCUUCUUAGACUGAGGCAGAGCAAAGCCCAGCCUGCAGCAGCAGGGAGCAUAUGUGGGGUUCCUAAUCCUCAACUCCGCGAUAGCUCAAGUGUGUGGCCCUGCCGGGGCCUGGGUAGGUCAGCCAGCUAUCCCUGAAAGACUCAGGUCGCGUGUUGGUAGGAAGAAAGUGUCAAGCGAGGGAGAGCCGGAGGCUCCUGCAGAGUCUCCCAGCAUCUGAGACUGUAGACUGCACUAUAGGCACCCUCGGGUGGGAGUGGGACAGCUGUAAGGACUGCACAUUCUCUCCGCGCUGGGGAGAUGAUGCUAAAGGGAGCCUCUGGCACUGUCUGCAGAGGAGCUCUGACCUGUGCCCACCCUGCUUUGUUGCCCUUCUGAUGAUGCCGGGCAAUGUGGCCAUCCUUUGCUGCCUUUCUGACAGCCUACUCUGGCUAGACCCCAGAGCGGGGCCCAGACCCACCUCAGCACCCCACUGUAGCCUUCAGGGCUGGAGAGCAGCUCGCUUCACCCUCUUCUGGUGGUCAUGUCUGGUUCCGGGGGCUUGGGAUUUGGGUAUAGCAUUGCUGGGGGAUGCUGACUCCAGUAGGGCAGAGGGCGGGGGAGAGUCUUUGCAUUUCUCCCAUGGUCCAGAAUUCCAUCAGAGAUUGCAUUUAUAGGAAAGUUUCAGACUGUUGAAGGGUGGGGCACUGAGGACAGAUUUCAUCUGAGCCAGAACCUGGCUAGGGCAGGCAACUCUCUGUAGCUCCCGCCUCCUGUCUGCUCUCUUGUUUGCCUAACCUUGGUACAAAUAGUUUUUCCUCAUGGGCUUUGUUUUCACUAGGACUUUGUUACCUACCUGUCUGUCUGUCUGUCUGUCUGUCUGUCUUAACCAGAUUUGAAGCAGUCAUCUUAGACAGGAGCACUCAGAGCAAGUGAGUACAUUGUGGCCCUGGUUCUGCGGGCUGUGAUGCUGUCCCCGGCCUUCUAGGUCAUUAAGGAUGGCAGAAACCCUCGAGCAUGGCCUGGGUUUUCUCAGAGUGGCUUCUGGGCCUCCAGAACUGCUGUCUUUCUGGGCUGUCCAGGUAAUGGACAGAGGGGUGGUUCUCAAAGAUGCUCACGUGAUAGUUCCAGGACCUGUGUGUUUGUUCUGUCAGUCAAGAAGCUUCACAAGGGGUCUUAGGGUAGCUGCUGAAGGAUGAGAAACUACACCUAGACUACAUCAGUGGGGUUGGUGCGGACACAUGGACUCUCAGAAGUCGACAGAAGGAUGGACAGGCUGAGAGAGGCAUGGAGCACACACUGAGGAGACCCAUGAGGACAGCACAGCUCCAGCCAAGCAAGAAGCCAGGAUGUCACUCCCACAACCACAGGGAACUGAAACUGGCCCUGAGUAAGCAGCAGGCAGAGCAUCAGAGCCAUCAGGGAGGAGCCCGGUGACACCCGGAUCUGACCUCUAAGACUCUGAGCAGAGCCAGCUGAGGGUAGUAGCACUGCACUCACACGGAGUGUGCAAAACGGAGGUUACAUGGGUGCUUGGGCAAAGCUACCCACGGCGUGAUCAGAGCAAGAGAAAGCAACCAUAGAGGUGACAUUGCCUUCUCUGGGCACAGAACCGUUCUGCAGUAGACCACACAGGAGCCUUGGCUGGGUCUCUUCUUCAGGGGCGACAUCUCCAUCAUCAGCAGUUCCAACCCCGCCUACUUCUUGUGAGGUCAGGAUCCACACCUGCAGCCAUAACGUUCCUCGGGGUUUGGUGAUAAACGGCUUUCUUUUUAUUUGUGAUAAAAAUGUAUUAUAUUGCCUUAUUUAUUUUUAAUCUUGUACAAUAUUCAUGUACAAAUGUUAGAGCCAUUUGGGUAGGAUUCUCUCCAAAUUAUUUAUUUUAAGAUGCUCUGUAAAUAGUGCACCAGUUACAGGUGCUUCCUGUUCACUUGUACCAAAAAUGAGGAAAAGCCUGGCACCCGUGUCAGCCCCUGCUUGUGAUGCUUUGGCCCUUGGGAAAUGACCCUUUGUGUUCCCUUCUCAGCCCCAGCAUGCCUCCCGUGCCUGACAUCGUAGAAUAGAACACAGCCCCAGAAUGCUUCCAAAUGCUUCCACGGGCUGUGCCAACCUGGGACGGUCUAUACCUUCAGGUGUGUGUCCCCACACAUCCAGCAACCCAGUUGUUUCUCAGACUCCAAAGCCACCAGGGCUUCCGGACCCCCUUCUGUCAUAGAAGCAAUAACCAUAACUCUAUACCGCAGAGACAAGUUUGGCCCAAGCAGAUUGAUACUUCGGAAUCUACCCGUGCAUGUGAGUUUGCUAUAAAGGACUGGCAUUCCAGAUCCCCACCCCUCCCAGAAGGCCCAGCUCUAGCUUCUUGGUUCCUAGAGCCAGGAUUGGUACCCCAGAUAGCUGAGCAGACUGAG
Molecule: messenger RNA, 6116 nt
Organism: Microtus ochrogaster (prairie vole)
Lineage: Eukaryota; Metazoa; Chordata; Mammalia; Rodentia; Cricetidae
Gene: Adcy1
Product: adenylate cyclase type 1
Exons: 17
Coding region: 1-2265 (754 amino acids)
Biological process (GO): cAMP biosynthetic process; adenylate cyclase-activating G protein-coupled receptor signaling pathway; intracellular signal transduction
Cellular component (GO): plasma membrane
Molecular function (GO): adenylate cyclase activity
Source: RefSeq, a predicted model, not a curated record